Molecule: messenger RNA, 5449 nt
Organism: Fopius arisanus
Lineage: Eukaryota; Metazoa; Arthropoda; Insecta; Hymenoptera; Braconidae
Gene: Fancm
Product: FA complementation group M
Exons: 4
Coding region: 309-5204 (1631 amino acids)
Biological process (GO): interstrand cross-link repair; double-strand break repair via synthesis-dependent strand annealing
Molecular function (GO): 3'-5' DNA helicase activity; ATP binding; four-way junction DNA binding
Source: RefSeq, a predicted model, not a curated record
GCUCCGUCAAACCAGAAAUCUGACCAACGACUUGAACAUCUCCUGUAAAUAUUUAUUUGUUCUUGUAUCGUAGAUAGAAUAAAUUGAUAAACAUUAAAAUUGUCACCGUAUCUGAUUCAAAUAAUAAUUUUUCUCUGUAUUCGCUGGCCAGUGAAAGGAGAUUUCCACGUGAUUUUUGCAAAUAAUUAUGUUUAAAGGAAAAAUUACUUCAUAAGAUAAGUGAAUAACCUCUAAAAAUUUACACCGGUGAGCUCUGUCAUAUCACAUGACAGGAUUAUGAUAUCACAUGAAAACUCUUGAAAGUGAAAAUGGAACACUCGUACAAAGCGAUGGACCUCCUCUCUCAAUUGCCCCUUCUGUCUUCCGCUGAAGAGACGGAGGGAUUCGAUUGUCAGGCUGGAAAUCGAUGGAUCUACCCCGAAAAUCUUCCUGUUAGAAAAUAUCAAUUUACUAUUGUCAAGACUGCACUGUUUAAUAACACUUUAGUAUGUCUUCCAACUGGUCUUGGAAAGACGUUCAUAGCAGCUGUAGUGAUGUACAACUACUUCCGGUGGUAUCCAAAAGGGAUAAUUGUCUUCCUCGCUCCAACGAAACCUCUGGUGGCCCAACAGAUUGAGGCUUGUCAUGACAUCAUGGGAAUCCCGACUAGUGAGACAGUUGAACUCACCGGGGCAACAAAUCAAACGAAACGAGCCACUGCGUGGCGUGAACACCGCGUCAUCUUCGCGACCCCCCAGACCUUCCAGAAGGAUCUCGAACGUUCGAUUGUUCCUACAAAUUUCAUUAAAUGUAUCGUCAUCGACGAAGCUCACAAAGCCCUAGGAAAACACGCCUACAGUGAAUCAAUUCGCAUGAUGCACCAGGCCAAUCCUUACUUCAGAAUUCUCGCACUUUCUGCCACGCCAGGAAGUAAACUGGAGGCUGUCCAAGAGGUCAUCAGAAAUCUCCGAAUUACCCACUUGGAAUUGCGAGACGACACAUCACCAGAUAUCAUUCCCUACAUCAACGAGCGCAAGCUAGAAAUAAUCUUGGUUGGCUUGGGUCAAGAUCUCUUUCAAUUCAAAGAAAAAUACAUCGAGAUAAUGGAUAGACACGUGAAAAUUCUUCUUCAGCAUAAAGUUCUCACCACCUCCACUGCCCACAUUUCCAAGGGUCGAAUCUUCCACAUACUCAAUGAAUAUAAAUCACGAGCGCAAAAAUCUAACAACCACGGUAUUAUCAUGAAAACCUUGAAUAUUCUCUUGACGAUGUACCACGCUUAUGAAUUGAUUAUUCGUCACGGAUUACGAGCAUUUAUUCAUUUUUAUCAAAAUCAUUCCGAUAAAUUUUGGUUGGAUAAUGAAACGGAACUUCAGGAACUAUUGGAAAAUAUAAAAAUCUAUCUGGGCCCAUUUCCAGAAGCAGGACCGUUCAUGGAUGGAAGUGUUACAGAAGUCCCGGAAAAUCUAGUGUUUGGUCACGGAAAAUUUGAAACUUUAAGAAGUUUAUUGAUCAACCACUUUAAGCGAGCUGAGAAUAAAGAAAACAACACGAGGGCAAUAGUCUUCACUGAAUAUCGCGAUAUUGUCAAUGAAGUUUACAUUUUACUCCUUCAGUGCCGGCCAUUUAUUCGUCCUCAGGUGUUUGUCGGCCAAGCCGGUCUAAAGCAGAAGCAACAGAAAAAAGCUCUCGAGGAUUUCCGAAGUAAUCAAGUCAACGUUUUGAUAUCAACAUCUGUUGGGGAAGAAGGAUUGGAUGUUGGAGAAGUUGAUCUAAUCGUCUGCUUCGACAUCUCUCAGCACUCACCAACACGAUUGGUCCAGCGAAUGGGUAGAACAGGAAGAAAACGGAAUGGACACAUAAUUGUACUCGUUACGGAUGGAAAAGAGCAUCAAACACUCCAAGCAGCUUUAGCUAAGCGUGAUUCAAUGAAUAAUAAAGUUCUCCAUUCGAGUGGAGUUAUUUCAGCCCUGCAUAACUCCAGUCCUCGUAUGAUACCUGAGGAUAUUGAACCUGAAGUACAAAAGCUCCACAUGACAGUUCUACCCAAAGGUCCACCAGAAAAAAAGGGGAGAAAAAGGAAAACCCCAUUGGAAACAGAGAAAAAAACGAAACGAGCGUCCAAAUCUAGAAAUCAGAAAAAUUCCGACGAAAGUGGAAAGAAUGGAGGACAGGGUGGAUCACUUAUGAGAUUCUUAACAACUGUGUCUAAUGAUAAUGAUGAAGUCGAUGAUGGUAUUGUAGUCCCUAGGUUACAGAAGACGAGGAUGUCUCCGCAAGACGGCAGCCAACCACUUAGGACUAAUUCUAUAAGCCUUGGGGUCGUCAAGCAGGCCGACGUUAAGCUUUUGACUAAUGAUAAUGAGACUCUCGAGUUCCUCACACUCUGUGCCACCAGACAGUCUGCAAAAGAUGACAACAACAAUGAAAAUCAGGAGAAUAGAAAUUUUGUUAUUCCUUACGUCCCCGAAACAUUGAACUGUAAAAAUAAUUUUUUUAGUGAUUUGAGAAUUCCUGAUGAGGAAAUCCUCAACUGCUUGGAGACAGUUAAAGAGUUCGAAAAACCUGUGGAGGAUGAAUUCACUCAAAUGACUCCUGGCAUCAUUUUUGCAGACAACUAUAGUCCGGAGGAUUUCAUGGAUUGUGGCAAUAAAUUUGAGGAUUUGUUGGACACUAGCGAAUCUGAUCGUGAGGGUCAAUGCGACGAAAAAGAGUCACCACCUUUGGAAAGUGUUGAUUGGAAACAUGAUAAUAUUAAUGAAAUCGACGACAAAAGUACUGAGAAGAAUUUGAGAGUUAAUUGUGUCAUUAGCAGUCAUUCUGAGGCAGUCGUAGAUGAUUUUUCUGAGAAGGAAAUUCAACAAAACUCAGAUAUUCAUACAAGAGAAUUGAAAUCAUCAUUAAAGGGUAUUGACACUCGUGAAAAUAAUCAGUUUCCUGAGUGUUUGACUGAGGGUGCAUUUGAAAAUAUUUUAGAUGAGUCCUCUGAUGAAGAUCUCGAUGCAACGCAAUUCAAUUUAGAGUCCAUAACUACUGGCGUUAAAAAUCCAGAGGUAGUAAUUGAAAGCAAUGGAAAUAAAACGAAUUCAGACAGAAGAAAAGUGGAUGAAGAGUUAAUAAAUACUAGACCAAUGGAGAUGGAAAUCGAUGAACCAAUAGCAGAUAUAUUCUCUAGCAGUCCAGUUCUGGUAGACGCUGAAGAUAUUGAGAUAAUUCCAUUGUCUCAGCUUCCUCAUCAUUCUACCAAUCUAAAACCACAGAUAAACAAUGUAAAUUUAUUGAAUGAUAAUACAGAAAUUGUCGACAUUGAUGAAACCCAAAUUGAACAAACGAUUGACGUUAACUAUGGCAAUAAAAUUAAACCCAAGUUGUCGUUAUCAACAAUAAAUCAGAUGAAGAGGAAUCCUCAGAAGGAUAUUCAUUCAUUUACAGGACAAAGUCAGGUUAGUAGUCAUUCCAAUGAUAAGAGCACAUCAUCUAACGGGCCUAGGACUGAAUUGAAUCUUCAGAAAAAAAUCAAACACUUUACGAGCCCGUGUGUAACUCAAAAUUCAUUAAACAAAUCUAUCAAGAUCUCUUCUCAUCCUGUAAUGAAUUCAACUCAUUCAGAAAAAAAUGCUCAAUCUCGUAAUGAUAUUGCAGAAGUAAAUCUAACUGACUUAGACGAUGAUUUUGAAUUUUCGGAGGACAUGGCAAAAAUAGAAACAAUGCCACAGGUUUCUAUACUGUCGGAAUGUUUCAAUCCUCAGCCCAGUUCAAGUUUUGCCACUUUGACAAAUCAAAAACCUGACUCAGAUACGCUUCAUUUACCCAAUGAAAAUAGUAAACUAAUUAAAGCACAUGCUGUCGAACGGCAAUGGCCAUCCAAUCGCACGUCGUCAAAGAACUCGAACACUGGAUGGGAUCAAGAGAGAAAUAAAGACUCAACAAAGAAAAGCUUCCCAUACAGGGCAGAUCUUACUAAAGCACUAAAUCGUUCUCAAACUCCAAAGCAAUCCAGUGAUAAAAAUAGAUUGAUUAGUAUUCUGAAUUCAACUGUUGUGCCAGGUGCAAAGAAAUCUGACAAAAUUAAUAAAAUGUUUGAAGAUGAUCUCGAUGAUUUUGAUUGGAGCAGUGACUUCGAGGUAUCAGAGACUAAAACUACAGAGUCAAAAUUCUUUAAGGGAAACACAAAGACACUGAGUAAAAUCAGUGACUCCACUGGGUCUUCAGGUGAAUUUUCAUCAUCGAAAUAUUUCAAUAAACCCCGGGAUAAAUUCCAAAAUGAAGCCCAGCCAUGUUCUUCCUUGAAAAACGAUAAGUUGGCGGCUAUUCGUGCGACUUUGUUCUCAAAACCAAGUAAAGAGUUCAUAACACGAUCGAAUUCAGACUCGGAUGACGACUUUUCAUCUACUAAAAUUGAAAAGACAGCUUUUAGGCGAUUUUCAAGUAAAACCAGUGAUAACGAUCCAGAAAUUGUAAAUACAAAGGAUAAAAAAAUAAUUACUGCCUCGAAUGGAAAUAAUUCUGCAGUUCGACAGGGAAUGCCACAAAAAUUCGAUAAAAGAGUGAGAAGUCAAUCCAGGAAUUCAUCCAUGAAACCAAAGAGUUCAAUGGGAAAGAGAAGAGAUCGAGCAAAAAGUAAUUUUAUUGAUGAUGAAGCUGAAGAGUCUGGAGAUUGUUAUGAAGUAACAGAUGAUUCUGAUGAAGAUGAUGGAGGGGAUCUCAAGGAUUUUGUGAGUCAUACUCAGGUGCACGAUGAUUCAGUGGACAUGAAGGCGUAUUAUCUCCAGAGCACUAGGAGUCCCAAGAAAAGAAGUGGAUUUCAUUUGAAAAGGCCCAAGACUCCGCCUCCAGAUCUUCAGAUAUUUUCGCAGACAGUUGAACCUGACACUUAUUUGUAUGAUUCUUUCUGUGUGAGUGCUAGUCAAGAGGAAGAUGAAGUAUUUAAUCAAGAUUCUUCUGAGGAGAUUACCAUUAUCGAAGAGCUUGACCAUAAAUCAAGAAACAAGAGGAAGAGAGGAGAUUCGAUGGACUUUAAAGGAAAGAGAAGAAGAAUCCAAAUGUUGGAAGACGAUAGCAGUGAUGAUGAGACUGAGAGGUUGAGGGCCGCCAUUUUCGAAGAGUCUAUGAUGUUGAAAAAGCGCAUCACCGAUCAUUCGAUUCUGGUACCCUUGACUGACUUAGGCGAAAGUUUCAAAAGUGAAUCCCUUCAUCAAACCUACAUGGUCACUGAAUUGAAAUGAUCAAGGGCAAAAGAUUUUCCAGAGAAAUAAUCUCUUGGUUAACAGACUGAGAGUUGACUGCUCCACUUCAAGAAAAUAUCUUCAGCGAAUUGGUAUAAUUGGUUCACCCGUCUAUAAAUGUGGCAAUUCCUAUUAUAUGACGAUCCCAGACAAAUAAUAUAUGAGAAAUUUAUGAAACAAAAUGUUUUCCACCUGCCAAAUACGAGAAUUGUCAAUAAGACUAGAUAGGGACUCUCUUAUUAGUA